Messenger RNA from Camelina sativa (false flax), 1223 nucleotides. Lineage: Eukaryota; Viridiplantae; Streptophyta; Magnoliopsida; Brassicales; Brassicaceae. The record is from RefSeq and is a predicted model, not a curated record.
UCUCACCAACCCCAAUGCUCACUCACUUACAUAAACAGCAGUGUUGCUUUUUUAUAUAAAACAGACGAGGAGACACCGAGAGAGAGAGAGAUUGUGAGAAAAGAUGGCGUUGGCUCUUCGUAGACUCUCCACUUCCGUUAAGAAACCGAUCUCGCGUCUUUCCUCUAAUGGCGAUUCUCUCCGUUUCAUGUCUUCUUUAUCAGCCUCAGCUAUGGCGGAUUCCGAGAAAUCUCGUUCCAGUUGGAUUAAGCAACUCAACGCAUCUCUAGACGAAAUCGAUCCCGAAGUCGCUGAUAUUAUCGAAUUAGAGAAGGCUAGGCAGUGGAAGGGAUUUGAACUAAUACCAUCUGAGAACUUCACUUCUCUUUCGGUGAUGCAAGCGGUUGGUUCUGUUAUGACUAACAAGUAUAGUGAAGGUUAUCCUGGAGCUAGAUACUAUGGAGGGAAUGAGUACAUUGACAUGGCUGAAUCAUUAUGUCAAAGACGCGCAUUAGAAGCUUUUCAGUUAGAUCCUUCGAAAUGGGGAGUCAAUGUGCAGUCUCUAUCAGGAUCACCAGCUAACUUCCAAGUUUAUACCGCACUGUUGAAACCUCAUGAGAGAAUCAUGGCACUUGACUUACCUCAUGGUGGACAUCUUUCUCAUGGUUAUCAGACUGACACGAAGAAAAUAUCGGCUGUAUCCAUCUUUUUUGAGACAAUGCCAUAUAGAUUGGAUGAGAACACCGGUUACAUUGAUUAUGAUCAGCUAGAAAAAAGUGCCGUGCUUUUCAGACCGAAACUUAUUGUUGCGGGUGCAAGUGCGUAUGCUCGUCUAUAUGACUAUGCACGCAUUCGUAAGGUUUGUGACAAGCAAAAGGCAGUUAUGUUGGCUGAUAUGGCUCAUAUUAGUGGGUUGGUUGCUGCUGGCGUUAUUCCUUCUCCUUUUGAGUAUGCAGAUGUUGUUACUACUACAACUCACAAAUCGCUUCGCGGUCCCAGAGGGGCUAUGAUAUUCUUUAGGAAGGGGUUAAAAGAGAUUAACAAACAAGGGAAAGAGGUUAUGUAUGACUAUGAAGACAGAAUAAACCAAGCUGUAUUUCCUGGACUGCAAGGUGGUCCACAUAAUCACACAAUAACGGGUCUAGCAGUUGCUCUGAAGCAGUAUAAGGCCUACCAGGAUCAAGUUCUCCGUAAUUGCUCAAAGUUUGCUGAGACUUUGCUAGCAAAAGGAUAUGAUUUAGUGU